AUGGAUCAGUUGAAUUGGCCAACAGAUAUGAUUGUUGAUCAACAAAAUCAUUCGAUCAUUAUUGCUGAUUUGGGUAACAGACGAGUGCUUCGAUGGCUGAAUCAAAAUCGAAAUCAAAAAAUUAUCAUUGAGAAUAUUGACUGUUGUUGCUUAGCAAUGGAUAAACAUGGAUUUCUUUAUGUUUCUGAUCGGAGCAUGAAUACAGUGAGACGAUGGAAAAUGGGUGAAUACAACAACGAAGGAAUUGUAGUAGCAGGUGGAAAUGCAAUCGGAGAUCAACUCAAUCAACUCAAUUAUCCCCGUUUUAUCUUUGUUGAUAAAGAACAAUCUGUUUAUGUAUCAGAUCAAAACAAUCAUCGUGUAAUGAAAUGGAAAAAAGAUGCAAAAGAAGGAAGAAUUGUGGCUGGAGGAAAUGGUCGAGGAGGAAAUCUUAAUCAACUGUCUUGUCCUCAAGGAGUAAUUGUUGAUGAUGUAGGUCAGAUCUAUGUGGUAGAUUUUUGGAAUGCUCGGGUAAUGCGUUGGUGUGAAGGAAAAGAAGAAGGUGAAAUAGUUGUUGGUGGAAAUGGUAGAGGAAAUCAAUCAAAUCAAUUGAAUGGUCCCCGUGGUUUAUCUUUUGAUGAUGAAGGAAGUAUUUAUGUUGCUGAUUGGUCAAAUCAUCGAAUUGAAAAAUUUGAAAUAAGUUUGUAA
Adineta steineri is the source of this 687-nucleotide messenger RNA. The record is from the annotation of a GenBank genome assembly. Lineage: Eukaryota; Metazoa; Rotifera; Eurotatoria; Adinetida; Adinetidae.